Molecule: messenger RNA, 196 nt
Organism: Amoebophrya sp. A120
Lineage: Eukaryota; Dinophyceae; Syndiniales; Amoebophryaceae
Source: the annotation of a GenBank genome assembly
GGGCACAGCUACGAGGAUAACAGUAGUGGUUGUGAUCACCAGAGCAAAAAUGGCCGACCGCGGUUUAUUUCCUCUUGCUCGUGGUGGGGUGCGGGUAAAGGUGACGACCCACAGAAGGGCCGCAUGCGCGCUCAAUCCUGCCACCAAUUUUUCGGGAAAAAAGGCCUGCAGCACGGGAAAUCAAAAAGUACCAAAG